AUGCCAAUGUGUAAUGCUCCAAAUUAUAAAAUAUCAACAUAUUUAGCAAAUAUAUUAACAGAACAAAAAGAAAAAGAUCCAUCUUAUGUCAAAGACUCCUUUCAAUUUGCUGAAGAUAUAAAGAAAAAGAAUAUUGAAAGAAAUGAAAUAAUGAUAAGUUACAAUGUUCAAUCUUUAAAUCCGAAUGUACCAACCGAAGAAGUUAUACGAUUAGCAGUAGAUUUAAUAUGGAAAAAAUGA
This is a messenger RNA of Rotaria sp. Silwood2, 240 nucleotides long. The record is from the annotation of a GenBank genome assembly. NCBI's taxonomy places the organism in Eukaryota, Metazoa, Rotifera, Eurotatoria, Philodinida, Philodinidae.